UCCUACGGCACAGCGUCGUUAAACAGAAGCAUUUGGCAGUUAUGAUUUAUCAGCGUUUCUUUCAUCCUCUCCGGUGCAUUAAAAACGGCGAACGUAAGCUUGUGUUUCCUCCUUCGUUUUGACGGAUUAAAAAUAGAAGAUGCGCUGAAUUACAACCCAACGAGUGUUCAUCUUCAUCAAUGUGCGUGAGAUGACAUUGAGGAUACCUUAGCAGGACUGUGAGCUCGGCCAUCAUUGUGCACGAAGAUGCAUCUUUGGAUUUCAUAUGUUUUGCUAAGUGCAAUGUCAGUGUGCAUUGUUGAGAUGUUUGGCAGUUAUGGAGAAAUAUGUCAACGACUGUGUGCCUGUGAGGAGAGAGAGGGCAUUCUCACAGUGAGCUGUGAAAACAGAGGAGUUUCAAGUAUCUCAGACAUAAGCCCAGUGUACUUCUCUCAGUAUCAUCUGCUGCUAACAGGGAACCUUUUGAAAAAGCUAUCUGCUAAUGACUUUGUUGACUACAAAGGACUUACAAUAUUACAUCUGGGAAAUAAUGACAUAUCUGAAGUGGAAGCAGGAGCUUUUAAUGGACUUCAGGGAUUAAAACGAUUGCAUCUCAACAAUAACAAAAUAGAUGCCUUGAAGGAAGAGAUUUUCUUUGGCCUUGAAAGUCUGGAAUAUCUACAAAUUGAUAAUAAUUAUAUCACUCACGUGGCGCCUAAUGCCUUGAGCAGACUUCAACAUCUGGAGGUCCUGAUUCUAAAUGACAACUUAAUAUCUUCUCUGCCUGUGAACAUUUUCCAAUAUGUACCCUUGACUCAUUUAGACUUAAGGGGGAAUCAGCUUAAAGUCCUCCCCUACUCAGGUCUGCUGGAGCACAUGAACAGCGUUGUGGAGUUACAGCUGGAGGAGAAUCCGUGGAACUGUUCGUGUGAGCUCAUUGCUCUUAAAACCUGGCUCGAGAGCAUAUCAUAUUCAGCUUUAGUUGGAGACGUUGUUUGUGAGUUCCCUUUCCGGCUUCAUGGGAGAGAUCUCGAUGAAGUUUCAAAACAGGAGUUGUGCCCGAGGAGAGCCAUUGCUGAAUAUGAGAUGCCCCAGCUGCCACAUUUGAGCACCGAUGCAUACUAUAGGACCUCACCAGCUCUACUCCCAGCCUCCUUCACAUCAUCUGCAAUUGCACGAUCCUCAUCAAGACCCACUAAGGGACCCCGCCAGUCAAGAAAAUUAAAAUCAAGGCCCACUGCUCGGAUCUCAUCAAACAAACCACAAAAUUAUGGGCAAAUUAUUUCAUAUCAAACCAAAUCCCCUGUGCCUUUAGAUUGCCCAACUGCCUGCACAUGUAACCUUCAAAUAUCAGACCUUGGCCUGAAUGUGAACUGCCAAGAGCGAAAAAUUGAGUCCAUCUCCGACUUAAAUCCCAAACCUUACAAUCCCAAAAAGAUGUAUCUAACUGGGAAUUUUAUCCCUGUGGUGCGUCGAUCAGAUUUUAUUGAGGCGACUGGAUUAGAUUUGCUUCACCUGGGUAACAAUCGAAUAUCUCGCAUACAUGACCGAGCUUUUGGCGAUUUGACACAUCUAAGAAGACUAUACCUUAAUGGGAAUGUGAUUGACCAUCUUACAGCUAACAUGUUUUAUGGCCUGGAGACUUUACAGUUCUUAUACUUGGAAUACAAUAUCAUUAAAGAGGUGACUUCUGACACCUUUCAGCAUGUUCCCAAACUUCAGCUUCUUUUUCUGAACAAUAACCUCUUGAAAACUUUACCAGUCGGAACAUUAAACGGCCUCACAUUGGCCAGACUGAAUUUUCGGAGCAACCAUCUCCGAUACCUGCCGGUCAGCGGCGUGCUAGAUCAGCUAACAGCACUGGUGCAGGUAGAUUUGUUUGAGAAUCCCUGGGAUUGCUCUUGUAGCAUACUGGAGUUGAAGAUGUGGCUGGAGCAGCUUAGCACAGGCACGGUUGUAAACAAUGUCAUCUGUGGAUCGCCUAAGAAGCUAGCUGGGGAGGAUAUGAGAUACAUUAAGACAACAAAUUUCUGCCCUAAUAACUCUGAUAUACUUGCCUCCAUGAUCCCACCCUCGGAAGAAUCUUUUCCUGGCAGCACUAUCACCAUAGAAACAUCCUUGGAUUAUGACACACAAUACAGCGCCAUUCCUUUAUCUGUGAUGAUUCUAGCCCUUCUCCUCAUCUUCAUUGUGUCUGUGUUUGUGGCUGCAGGAUUAUUCGUGGUAAUGAAAAAGAGACAUCAAAAGUGUCAAAUAGAGCAUAAUAACUCCAUGAAUGCUUGCAUUAGCUCUCUCAACAUUGAAUACGGCCUCUACAAAAAGGGAUCCAUUCCCAAAGUCAGAACAUCUGCAGGACAUGUAUAUGAGUUCAUCCCGCCUCCCGCAGAACCCACAUGCAGAACUACUGCCCAAACCCCGACGGACAGCAAAUCAGUGGAUGGAUUUAGAGACUUUGACGAGUUGAGCAAUGCUUUUCUGGGUAACUCGGAUGAAGAGGCAGCCAGUAAUGUAAUAAGCUUGGAAUACAGUGCCACCACUCCAGAGCCUCUUAACAAGCCCUCCACCCCUCACCGAGAUGAUCAUGAGUGUUACUACAGAGAUGUACUUGAACCUGACAAGCACACACGCUACAGCAAUACGUUGCCAUGCAGGCAUGCGGCACGCUCUUCAAGUCUGUAUACCUCAGACUUUGAUGCAAGGAAUCAAUACGUGCAGCCAGACAGAAUACAACAGACAAUACUGUAUUGUGCAGCACCAAGUACUGUGUAUGUGGAGCCCAACAGGAGUGAGUACUGGGAACUGAAAGCAAAGCUUCAUAUUGAUCCAGACUACCUUGAAGUUCUGGAGAAGCGAACAACAUUUUCACAGUUUUGAGAGACCUGACACCUGGGCGGUCACAUCGGAUGCAUUGUUGCAAUGUUUCUAUUUUUAUCAGGAAUCAGACCCUGUUUGAAAAACAGGCAGAACCAUUUCAUGACAUUUAUAAGUACAAUGCAGUGUGAGCUACACUAUAUGAAUUUCUGGACAUUGUGUGUUACAGGAUUGAGUAACAAAGUGGGACACUUAUCAGUUUAAAGUAACCCUUAACCCCUGUGGUAUUCAACAGUUUGAUUUACAUUUGUAAAUAUCAACCAGAAAUGAUUGGGUUGUAUGACUCAUCCCUACCUAAAAUACAUCCUAGAGCUGUUUCAUUGACCAUAAUGUGAGACCGAGCUUUUUUCUCUCAAAUUAGCUGCAUUAUGAUGUCAAUGAAGUGUGCAGAUAUGUUCUUAUCCCAAAAUAACCUAGAUUUGUUUAACAGUUAUACCCAUGGCUACACAAUCAAACAAAUCAAAUUCAUUUUAAUAGGAAAUGUAUCUGUAAACAUUAAUUUGACCUACGUGUGUAGCUGUAAAAGACGCAUCUGUUUUAUACCCUGAAAUUGUGCUCCAGUAAAAGAUAUAGUCACACAUUAGGGAGGCAGUUUUUACUCCCGCUUGCACAGCUCUGGGAUGAUAAUAUUAAGUGCAUGAGAUCAUAAAAGUAAUUACAAUUUAAUAUCUCACAGAUUAUGAGACCAGUCUAUGCUCUCUUGUUGCAGAUUUGUAAGAGAUUAAUUAAUAUUUCCUAAAAAUACACUGAACAACCCUAAUCUGUGAUGAGAGCCUCCCCAUCUCCAAACCAACUACAAUUGUGGAUUAUGGACACGUGUUGCUCUUGUAUUGAGUUACAUAUCAAUGCAUUGUUUUACUCAGAAAUGUUGCAACUAAAAGAUUAUAAUCAAAGUUGUAUUCAGAUGUACUGUAACUGAAGUGGGAGCUUUAAAGGUCUAUAUCAUUUGUCACAAACAUGUAUGCUCUUGCAAACAUACAGCUUGAAAACAUACUUGUUGAGAAUGUAAUGUGUCUUUAUUUAUUCGUACCAGAACCAAAGCAAAAAAAAUCGUCACUUAGCAUAUGCGAAGUUUGACACUCAGAAUACUAAAUUCCUGUGUUUUAUUGUAAACUGACAACCUUUUGUUAUGUCUGAAUACACUUACAAAAGCUAUCUUCCAGUUGCAACAUAUUUGAGUAGAUUUUCAAUACAAUAUGAGUAUCUUCCUGCUCCUGUCGAAAAUUCAACUGAAAAUGUUUCAACAUAUUUUAAAUGAUUGCACAUUUUUGUACAAAGGGAUAUUUAUUUGUCUUCAUUUCAUUGUAUUUUAAAAAACUGCACUAUUAACUUCUACAGGUUAACAAUGAUGUCACUUUAUAAAAUGUACAAUAUGGUAACAUGUGCGUACUGUAUAGCCAUAGAAGUAGGUAUGAUAGCUGUGUAGGUAAAAGUACUACAUGUUAAAUCAUUAUGCACUAUGCAUAGCUAUGGAGUUAACUCAGACAAUCUUUACAAAAUGCAAACAGCCCAUCCUCUCAGUUGCUCAUGAUAUUAAAGCAUAUUAUCAAAUGUCAUACAUCUUUAUUUAAAAGGGAAAACUCAGAAACUCCUCAGAAUAUUCACAUUUUGGAUAAUAGUUUUUUUCUAAGAAUUCAUUAAUGUUUAAUUUAAUGUGUUUAAAGCAACAUGCUGAGAGGAUGUGUGUGUAUUGCAUCACAAUGAAAAACACACAUUAUUUGGCAUUGUUUCAAUUGUGUGCUUGGUUGCAUGAAAUCUGGCAAUUUGACUGCAAUUAGCUCUCGUUAUGUCUCUUUUAAGAAGGGAUUGAUGGUGUGUGUAACAAAUUCAUAAAGGUCUUCAAGAGCUAAUAGAUUGAGAAGCACACGGAAUGAAUGCUUGAAUGGAUAGAGGUGUCUUUAUGCAAAGCACAUCAUCCAGUCCUAAUGCAGUCAAACACAUUUCUGGGUCAAUAGUGUAAGCACAGAAAUGUGUCUUUCCCUAACAGUUUAAUACACAGUGUACAUUCACCUCAUACUGUAUGCAGUAUUAUGCCCUAAACCUGUCAUCUUUACUUAGCUAGUUAGAGGACAUGUGUAUCUGGACUGUGUCUGCAUGUCACCAUGUAUUACACUGCAGCAUUUGUCAUGCUGUUUAUCAAGUAUACAGUGUUGCCUUUCACAAGUCCACAGUCAUUUUGUGAUUAUUUCGUAAUUUGAUCUGUGUCUGCUAUGAGAACAUUUAUUGGAAUUAAAAUGAAGUCAACACAGUGCAGCAUGAUGUUAACCUGCACAGAUUUGUACUACAUGUAGGAUAUCUUUAAAUCAAUAUAUUGGUGUAAAGUUAGUGGUGAAAACACUGUAAACCUGCACAGAAAGUUACACACACAAUGUUUGUAUUGUGAGCGGUGUCCAACAUUUAGUUAAUUGUUUUAUUUCUUUAAACAAUUGCUUUUUUAUAACUGUGUGGUACAUUUUUUGCAACAAAAUGAAUGCACAGAUGACAAAAUAGAACAACACAAAUACUAAUAACUUAAUUUUCCAGGGUUGAUGUAGGAAAAUCCAAUAUCUUUAACAUUUUGUUUGUCAUGAUGUUUCUUUCAAUCUGUAUGAAUCUUGAGAAAGCAGCUGUGUAAUGGAACACAGUAUUUACUGUAUAUAACAGACAUUUGAUAUAUGUUUUGCUCUUUCAGAUUUUGUUAUCAAUGACCAAAUGCCGAUAUCUGUCACAUGUGAGACUGCACAUACUAAUAAUCCAAAAAUAUGUUGAAUUGAAAUGUGACUGUCCUGUGUAUGUGAACAAAUGUUUAAUUUGCAAAAAAUAAGAGAUCCAGACAGUGUCUUAUUUGACCCCAACUUUUUUAUGUUUGGUUUUUUUUUUUUUCAUACGAAACACUGCUUUUUUCUAUGUCAACCUCAGAUCUGUAUAUAGAACACUUCAUCAGCAUUUCCAUGCAAACUUAAAUUAGAUCUGAAAAGCAAGAAUCUGGUCUCUUACUGCAAAAAAACACAGUACAACUAGGAUUAUGUGGGGUAAAUAUAUCUACAUUGUGCUGUUUCUUUAGUUGUUAGCUGAUGAAUAAAAUAUAUGCAUUCAUUUGUUAUACCCUGGUUUCUGUGUUCCCUUCACCCUCUAAACAAAUGGUGUGUGAAGUAAAUGUCAUAGUGUACAGAGAGGACAGCUUUGAAAAUGUUGCAAAGAAAAACAUUGGCCUUUACUACAAUUAUAAUAUACAACUCAAAUGUUCAGAUCAAGCCAUUGUCACGGUUUCAAAUAGGCAAAUGGGAUAUAUCAAAAAUGUGUGUGUUGCAUAAUCAAAGUUGAAGUGGCAUAGAUCGUACUGUGGUGUCUUAGCUUCACUCAGAACCACCAUGUUGACUAAGAACUCAAACGAUCAAUUCUCUCAUGUAUAAAUGAAAUGAAUAUCUGAUGCCUAAGCGUUCAAACAGACACGCAAAUAACAUUAGCAGAACAGGCCCAGGGCAGUGUUACAAACAGUACUUUUCAAAAUAUGAGUAUCUUGUACUCUUUAGAUUCUAAAUGUUUGUUCUCAAGCAUCUCAAAACAACAAAAUAUGUUUUGUAGUGUUA
Molecule: messenger RNA, 6419 nt
Organism: Gymnodraco acuticeps
Lineage: Eukaryota; Metazoa; Chordata; Actinopteri; Perciformes; Bathydraconidae
Gene: slitrk5b
Product: SLIT and NTRK-like family, member 5b
Exons: 2
Coding region: 247-2853 (868 amino acids)
Biological process (GO): axonogenesis; positive regulation of synapse assembly; regulation of presynapse assembly
Cellular component (GO): membrane
Molecular function (GO): protein binding
Source: RefSeq, a predicted model, not a curated record